AUGCAGUUGGGUGAAGUGAGCGAAUGGCGAUGUAGCAAGGAUUAUGCUUUUGGUAAGCAUGGCCUAUCGUCCAUCAUGAUACCUUCGAAUACAUCUCUGCGCUGCGUGAUUGAGUUGCUAGAUACUUGGCCGUCGAAUUUGUCGACUUGGUUCCCAAUCAACCUGGCUCGCGAACAUAAAGAGCAAGGCAAUACACUGUACAAGACUGAAUCUUUUGAACAAGCAGUGACAGAAUAUGAAAAAGCGUACUAUGCUCACAAGGAUUGUCCAACACAAUCAUUGGAAGAGCAACAAGCAUGCAAUGAUAUAUGUGUGACUGUGCUGACGAAUAUGGGCGCCUGCCAUCUCAAGAAGGGAGAAUGGGGACGCGCCAUUGAUGCGUGCAAAAAUGCUCUUUCCAUCGAUUCAAGCAAUGUGAAAGCAUAUUAUCGUAUUGCAGAAGCAUGCUUACAAACGGGCGAUUAUGAACAAGGAAUACAGUAUGUGAAUGCCGGGCUCAAGGAGUCAUCUGAAGAACCGAACAUGAAGGCCAUUUCAUCGAAAUUGCAAACAAAAAGAAUGGAUACGAAGCAGAAAAACUGCUUAUGGUAA
Messenger RNA from Radiomyces spectabilis, 591 nucleotides. RefSeq lists its product as uncharacterized. The transcript has 6 exons. The coding region runs from base 1 to 591 and encodes 196 amino acids. The record is from RefSeq and is a predicted model, not a curated record. Gene Ontology annotation, molecular function: protein binding. NCBI's taxonomy places the organism in Eukaryota, Fungi, Mucoromycota, Mucoromycetes, Mucorales, Radiomycetaceae.